AUGUAAAGUUUAGCUGGUAAUAAGGAAGCAAUAGAGAAGGAACUGAGUUUGGAGAGAGUGGCAAAGGAUGGUUUAAAAAAAGAGAUUUUGCAGAUAACUAAUUAGCAAAAGAUAAAGGAUAUGGAACUUAGAAAUGAAAUUUCUUUAAAGAGUUCAGAAAUCAUUAAAUUAAAUAAAGAAGCAGAGAGAUUGGAUGGACUAUUCAAGUAAGCCACAUUGGAACUUAAAAGAAUCAAUGAGUAGAAUGAAGAUCUAAGAUUGAUUGAUGAUUUCCAAUUAAAGGAGAAGGAUUUGGAGAUAUCCAAAUUUAAGUAAAUAGAAAUUGAACUGAAGAAUAGAAUCUAAUAAUUGCAAAAAUAACUAUCAAAUUAAGAGUGGUAAUUAUCAUAGGAGAAUAUUAAAUUGAAGCAGUAAGUUAAAGAUCUUAAUAAUGAUGUGAGUAUAUUGAAUACAAGAGUCAACAUGUUGAAAACUCAAAAUAAGGAUGAAUCAGAGAGAUUCCAAGAAUUGUUAUAGUCCCAUGAUGUUGAAUUGUAGAGUUGGGCAGACAGAUACAAGGAUUAGUCAUAACAAAUUGAAACCAUGGCAUAACAACUAUUUGCAGCUCAACAAUAGAACAAGUAUAAAGAAUAGCUUAUCUUUGAAUAUGAUAAGUUAAAGCAAGAAUUUGAUUUGCUCAACAGAUAAUACUAAUCGUUGCAGGAGAAUAGUUUAAGGAAUAGUAAUAUUAAGGAAAAUGCUAAAAAUGUGGAAAUGCAGUAAUUGCAAGAGCAUUACGAAUAAUAGGUGGUAUAAUUGUAAAAGGAAAUUGAUUUUAUGAGAGAUAAUAAGGUCAACCUAAGAUAAGAUGCAUCAGUAAUUGACUUUAGUGUGCAGAUCACUGCAUUAAAUGAUCAAUUAGUUAAGAAGAACAACGAAAUCACAAAUAUCAGAAUGUAAGCAAAUAGGACAAUCAUGGAAAAGGAUAAUCAAAUAAUCUUAUUGCAAGAACAAUUAGAGUAAUUGAUAUCAAAGGUUGAUAUUAUCGAAAACAAUCAAAACGAUUAGGCUGAAGCAAUUGAGAAGGCAGAGAACUUGGAAUUGAUUAUGAACGAAAAAGAUAAGUUUAUCGUUUAAUUAAAGGAAGAACUUCAGAAUUGUAAAGAUUAGAUCCUGGAAAUGGAGGAACAAUUGAAAAUUAGAUAAAAUUCAUUGGAUAUGAUACAAUAAUAAGCCUCCUUAAUUUCAGAACUUAAAUCUUAAGUAGAGAGGAGAUAAAUAGAAAAUCAAACUGGGGUACAACCAAAACCGGUUCAAUAAUGUUUUACUAAGAGUAUCAGAAGUUCAACUCAUAGGAUGAGUGGAAAGAAAAGUCAAAAUAUUGAAGAGUCUCAAAAGGAAAUCAUUUCUUAUGUGUAAAAAGUAACUGAUGUCUCAUUCAAAUAACAAUCAAAUCAACAAAUUAUUUCAAUUGUGAAUCCUCAAAUAAGUGAAACUAAAUAGAUAUUGAGACAAUCAUAAGAAGAAUUAUAGCAAAGAAAUCUAUUAAACUAAUCAAUUAUGGUCUUGUAGUAGGAAUUAAAGCAAGUCAAAUUAAAUUUAUCAAAUGAGUAAUAAGCCUCAAGUCAAUUAAGAUUUGAAUUAUCUUAAGCCAAUGCCAAAAUUGAAUAAUUGUAACUUGAACAAUCCUAACUCAAAAAUAAAUCACAAUAAAAUGAUUCUAUCAAUGUUGAUCGACUAAAUACAAUGAGUAUGAAAACGUAUGAGUCCAACAUGCAAAGUUUGAAAUCUGAAAAGUAAGACUUGUAAUAAAAAUUAAUUGAGUAAGAAUAGUAAUUUACUACUUUCACAUCCAGAAUAAAUGAACUUUAGAAUGAAAUCAAAAAGCAGAAAGAAUAAAUCUAAUAAUUGAAUGAUUCAGAAAAUUAAAAAGAAAAUUAGAUCUUUGAAUAUAAAAGCAUCAUUGAUCGAUUGCAAAAUAAUCUAAAAUCUGAAUAAUCGAUUGUCAGAUAAAAGCAAUCUGAAGUGAAAUAGAUUACUUAUCAAUAAGAACAAAUCUAGUAGAUGCUCUAAUAAGAGUAUUAGGAGAUUAAGAAAAACAAUAAUGAACUAUCCUAAUAGAAAUUGAAAUUGGAGUUAGAGAUCUAAGAAUUAAAAUCUCAGUUGCAAUAAUCAUAAGUUAACUAGCAAUUUUAUGAGUCUAAAAUUACGAAAUUGAACUCAGAGAUACUCUUAGUUAGGGAGAAACUUGGAAAAUUUGAACAAAAAACAAUUUAAAUUGAGUAGACUAAGACUUAAAGCAGUUAAAAUAGUGACUAAUUAUAAUCGCAAUUUUAACAGCAGAUACAAGAGUUAACAAGUAAAUUAGAAAGGUAGUAAUAAUUAAGUAAUUUAAAUCAAUAGGAGUUAAAUAAUCAAUUAUAGAUUCUUAAAGAAUAAUAUUAAGAUACCAUUUUCAAGUUUGAGAACAGUUAAGAAUAGGUUAAAUUGUUAUAAAAUAGUCUUGCACAAUAAAAGUAACAAUAUCUGAAUGAUAUGAAUGAGAAUGCUUAGAUGCUUUCAAUUACAAAUCAAGAAAAUUAAAAUCUGAAAAUAUAGAUUGAACACUUAAAUCAACAAUUGAGUGCCUACAAAGAAUCUAAUACAAAUGUUCAGAAGUGGCAGAGUCAAGUAGAUUAAUUGCAAAAAUAAUUACGCGAAGAUAAACUACAAUAACAAGAUUUGAAUAACCAAUUGCAAAAUUAAUUGUUUUAGUUUCAACAAUCCAAGCGAGAAUGGCAAGACCUAAUAUAGAGGUUACAGGAAGAUAACAAUCAGCUACAAGCAAAUCUCAACAGAGUUCUUACAGCCAGAUCAGAAAAGGAGUAGAUUGACAACUAUACACACUAAUAAAACUAAAAUAUUUAGAUAACAACCAAUACUAUCAAGACUUAGUUCAUGAGUAAUACGUCGGGGAUGUCAUCAGAGAAGAUAUUAAUUGAAUUACAGAUAGCUUAAGAAGAAAAUGUCAAAUUGAUUAGUUAAUUGUAAGUGCUUCAGUUGAACAACAAAUAGUUAAACAAAGAGAUAUAAGAUUUUGAUGAAAAGCAAAGGCAAUUAGAAAAUAGAUACAAGGAAUAAUACUUGAGAAUUCAAUUAGAGCACGACCUCUCAUUUAAAAAGAUUGAAUAGGAAAAUGUGAAACUAAUUAGCUAAGUGGAGGUUUAUUAGAAAAAGUAAUAGCAAUAAGAAAUUUUAAUUGAUGAUUACAUAGCAUAGAUUGAAAAGUUGAAUAUCAUCAACAAUCAACUAUAAUCGUAGUUAUUAUUGGUGUAAAAGGACAACUCCAAUUUUUACAAGGACUAAGAUAAAUAGAUCUAUAGGUUGAGUGAAAUCAAUUAACAAUUAUUAACUUAAAUAACACAAUUAAAUAAUUAGAAGAAUACAGAUCAAUUGCAAAUUAAAGAUUUGAUAGUUAUUAAGUAGACAUUGGAAGAACAAUUGAGUUAACAUUCAGAGGAAAUAUUUUCUUUGAAUGAAAGACUUAAAGAUCUAUCUGAUUAAAAUACUCAAUUAACUCAUAUGAACUCAGGAUAUCUAAAUUAGAUAACUGGAUUGUAAGCUUAGUUAUCUGAAUUGUAAAUCAAAUUCACUCAAAAUAUCUAUGAAAACAAACCAAGAUUUAGUGAUCAAUAACCUAGAUAGUCCACCUCGAGCAAUAGUAGGCAAAUUGAAGAAUUGAACAACAAGAUUAUUAGUCUAAAUAAUUAAGUCAAUAUUUUGAAUCAAUAAAAAUCUUAAAUUUAGUAAGAAUUGAUUUCAGUGAGAAAACAAUUACAAAAUGAGUAGGAUGACAGAUUUUCAUAGCAAUCUCGAUAAAAUAGAUCCAAUUAAUAUAAAGUAGCAAGUGAAAUGGAGGAAAGAAUUAGGUAAUUGUAACAACAACUGGAGGAGGAGAAACUAGGAAAAUUUAGUAAUAAUAGUGAAGUUGAAUUGAAAAACAAAUAAAUCAUGAUUUUAGAAUAGAACAAUAAAAAAUUAUAAUAAUAAUUGGAAUAAUUGAAUCUAUAAAUUGAAGAGGAGAAAUCUCUACUUUAUAAAGAGAUUGAUUAGUUGUCUGAAUAGAAUAAACGAACAAAACAAUUAAAGACUUCUGAGUAUGAUAUCGAAUUCAGAAAUUCAGUUAAAUAAAGCGAAAGUCUUAAGUAGGAAUUACUGUAAGCCAAUCAAACCAUUAAGAAGUAGUAGAGUCGUAUCGCAACUUUGGAAGAUUAGAUUACUAAAUAAAAUAAUGGAUCAAUUGAUAUGGAUAGAUAAAAUAGAUUUAUUCUAGAGUUAGAGGAGAAGCUUAAAGGAAAUCAACGUAAAUAUGAAAUUGAAAUUAAAGAAUUAAAAAAUGAUAAGCAAUCUCUCAAUUAAUAGUUAGAAAAGGCUCAAUAUGAGUUACAAGAAAUUAAAUCUAAAUAUCAUAUUGAAUUAGAAAAAACAGAAUAGAAAUUAUAGAAAGAAAACCAGCGAUUCUCUUUGUAAUUAAAUGAUAAAGCAGCUUAUUUGAGUCAAUUAGAAGUGAAAAAUAGAUAGUUGAAAGAGGAAAUUCUGAAUUAAUAAGAAAGAUACGAUGAGAAAUUAAGAUAAGCUAACGAGAGAAUCAAAGAAGUGACUGAGGAUUUAGAGAUAAUGAUUGAUAAUUAUAAGAAGGAAAAGCAAUUAAGUUAAAAAUGGGAGAGAUAGAAUGAAGAUCUACGUAGAUAAUUACAAUCUUCAGUUGAUGAUGUUAAGAUAAAGACUGAAAGAUUGAGUGUGGAAAAAUAUGAAAGGAUGUCUUUAGAUAGUAGAAAAUAGAUUGAGCAAGUUUAAUAAUAGUUAAAUAAUGAGAUAAAUGGAUUGAAAUAAGAUAUUAGAUUAAAAAAUGAGUAAAUCAAUUAGUUAAAAUCUACUAAUUAAUCUCUUUAAUAAAAGUUGAGUAAAUUUGAAACUUAUAUUCGGGAUUUGGAAGAUUAAUUAUAAUAGUUUUCAAAUAAAGAAGAGUAAUUAUUGAGAGAUUUGAAUUAAUCAAAAAAUUAAUCUUUAGCAGAUUCCUUAAAUGUGAAGGUAAUGGCAUUAGAAAACAAUUUAGUUAAAGCAUAACAAAGAGAAGAUUAAUUAUUACAAAAAAUAAGAUAAUUAGAAAAUUAAUAAAAUUCAUUUCGAAAUAAUUCUGAUUAUAGAAAUUUAGAAGUCAAAAACAAUAAUAUGUUUGAGGAAAUCUAGAUUUUAGUUUAGACAAUUAAAAACUAAGAUCAAGAGAUUGCUACUUUGAAAAAUGAAUUAACUUCCUAUCAAAGAGAAGUGUCAUUUAUGAAAGAGGUUGUUAAGGAAGACACUAGUAGAUUAGAGACAUCUUCAGUUUUAGAUGAUAAAAACAGAAGAAUAGUGGAAUUAGAGAAUAAGUGUGCAUUACUUGCUAAUGAGAACACUAGACUCAAUUAACUAAAAGUGAAGUAGGUUGAUGAAUGGAAAGUAAAAUAUGAUAAAUUACAAUAAGAAUUAGAGAAGAGUUUAAAUAUGAAAGGUUGGGAUGAUCAAUCAAGAAAUAUUGUAAUGUCUAGCAAUUUUGGAUACUUAUCAAAUGUUAAAUGA
Molecule: messenger RNA, 5577 nt
Organism: Paramecium tetraurelia
Lineage: Eukaryota; Ciliophora; Oligohymenophorea; Peniculida; Parameciidae
Exons: 5
Source: RefSeq, a predicted model, not a curated record